UGGAAACCCAAAGAAGUUCUAUUGCCCAUUUCAGGACCGACAAGCGUUGGACGUUGUUCUCAGGAAAAGACGCGCUAGUCUGAAGAGGGCUAUAGAAAUCUACAUGGACGAGGGUCCAAUAUCCAUCUCAGAUAUGCAGAUUCCGGAGUGUACAUCUCAAGACCGUGCUUCUGAGGUUAGCGAUGAUUUUCUUGCCAUUACUGCCUUUCCAGCCUGGAAAGAAGUUACGCAGGCAAACACCACCAUUCGAGUUACAUUUGACAUGGAAAACGACCUGGCUCGUGGGAUGGAUGGCGCGGUGAAAAUCCAGAAAAACAUGACCCGAGAAGUUCGCUUCAAACGUGGUCGAUGGUUCACCGCUGAUGAGAACGGCAAGUUCCACAUGUACAGUGGAUAUCGUAAUGGCAAGACUGCGCAACUCAAGAAGCAAAAGCUAUCGAUAUUUGGACUUGUUUUAAGCUAUAACUCGAAAGAUGGAAGCUUGGAGCUUAGUGACGAGGAUUUCAAUGAAUCCAAAAAGAUUUACCCCACGUUGAGAGAGGAAAUGAUUGGAUUUCCAUUGGCACGCGUCAGUCGUAUGCAUUCAGAUUCAAUCACGCCGCUGAAACGCAAUCCUCCGGCUGCUCCCAAACCAUGCAACGUAAAAUGGUCCAAUGCCUUGCGACUUGACCCAACAACAACAGGUGGUCGUUGCUUACAUUUCACUGCUUCAUCCGCUGGUGAUAUGUUCGUUAUUUUCGCAACCGUGCCCAGUAAACGCUCUACAUGGUACUAUGUGCAGAUGGGAGUCAACAAGGUUGCAAUUUACAAGGGAGAAACGGAGGUUACAACAACAUCAGACACUGGAGCAUUAGCAAUAGGAGAUACCUUGCUGUAUCAGUCGUACUUUGUCUGCUUAUACGAGAAACCCGACAGUACCCUGAUUGAAUAUGGAAAGACCCUAGGCACUUCAGACGGCGGAGAUAUAUACCUCAUGCACCUUGACACCGACAAUCCCUUGAAUGUGCGCUUUUACGCUUUUGGCAACUUGAAUGAAGCUGUUAAAAUAUGGGACGCGCAUAUUGUACCGCGUGACACAACGGAUGCAGACUGCAAAGGCGAUACGUACAAAGAUCUCCCAACAAAUUUAUGUGUUCAGAAGUGCCAUCAAUAUUGUGAUCCUUUUGCAGGUUGUAGAACUCCCGGCGCAGAGGAUUUACAGCCUUCAGAUUGCUUGGCUUGCAGAGUUGCAAAGGAUCCACUGACCAACACAUGCUUAGAAAAAUGCCCGAAAGACAGAGAGCCUGUAGAGGGCAAGGAAUGCUUAGCUACAUUUGACGCGAAGACAGUCUACACAGAUGCAAUCGCACCACUGAUUAACUUAAAGCCAAUGGGUGGGGUAGAAGUGCAGCAGAUGCCAUAUCUCAAUCACAUGACCUUGUGCGUGUGGACAAAAAUGCCACAGACAAGUGUAACUGGAUUUAGACACAAUGUGCUUGUCAAUUAUCAUGAGGAAAGCUCAAAGAAAGGAUUCGCCUUAUAUUUCACUCAUUGGGAUGGCGCUGAAGCGAGUAUUCCUCCGUCUGGUCGGUUAAGCUUCUCCAACCCGGACAGAUAUUUCGUGUUUUCAAAGAAAUUUCUCGAUGACUACAAUUGGCAUCAUGUUUGCGUUACUUGGAACGGUGUAACUGGGGUGACUGUGGCAUACGUGGACGGGGUUAAAGAUAGCACUGGCAAAGGUGGUAAAGAUACUCCAGGUGGAAUAAUCAAAAAUUCAUUACCAGGUGGUGGAACCUUAACGGUGCUUAGCUACUACAGUCAGGUAGUUUACCUGAGUGGGGUUAACCUAUGGAAUAGAGUUCUAUCUGCACAGCAGAUCGCUGAGUCAUCAAAAAGCUGCGUUAAAAGCCAUGGAAAUGUGAAGCAAUGGUCUGAUUUUUGGCCUGGAUUUAAAACUGACAAAACUAAGUAUGAGUCGCCCUCCGAAUGUAAGUCUCCUCGGGCUAGCCCUGGGGAUGUGAUGGAAGGAAAUGGUGCCGAAGCAGUGUCUGGAGACCCGGCAGAGGACAGCAAAAAUUAUUACUGGAAACUGAAGAAGCUAGCAGCAAGGAAGUAUAGUAAAAAGGGUCACUGAAAUUGAGAAGCGUUUGGCUACCCUAGCGUUGAAUUGAGUUUAAUAUUCCUCUCUAUUUUCUCGGCCAAUAUGAAUGUUAGCUUAGUGCAGGUCAUUAGUUGAUUUAAAAAUAAACAGUGCUACGACGAGAACAGGUGUUACAAGAAUUCGGGCGUUAAACUUGAGCUAGUGAUCCACGUAGAAAUUGUUACG
Molecule: messenger RNA, 2305 nt
Organism: Orbicella faveolata
Lineage: Eukaryota; Metazoa; Cnidaria; Anthozoa; Scleractinia; Merulinidae
Source: RefSeq, a predicted model, not a curated record